Molecule: messenger RNA, 1599 nt
Organism: Cyphellophora europaea CBS 101466
Lineage: Eukaryota; Fungi; Ascomycota; Eurotiomycetes; Chaetothyriales; Cyphellophoraceae
Exons: 4
Coding region: 1-1599 (532 amino acids)
Biological process (GO): regulation of DNA-templated transcription
Molecular function (GO): histone acetyltransferase activity
Source: RefSeq, a predicted model, not a curated record
AUGGUCGGAGGACACGAUGCCGCGGAGGCUACUGGCACUCCAGAGCCGGUCGAGAAAGGCUUCGCGACUUUGAACACGCUUAGGAUUGGUACAAAAGCGAUGGUGGAAAAAAAUGGGGAGCCACGAAAAGCAGAAAUCUUGUCCAUUAAGCAAAGGAAUGGCGCUCUGACUUUCUACGUGCACUAUGUCGAGUUCAACAAGCGUCUCGAUGAGUGGGUCAAAGCGGAACGAAUUGACCUCGAGCAAGAGGUUGAAUGGCCAGCGCCUGAGAAGCCAGAGAAGAAGAAGACGACUGUCACCACGAAAGCGCCUCCUUCAAAAGCAGCAACCAAGGCCAUCAUCACCAAAGACAAGGCCGAGCGACCACAAUCAGAGUCUCGUGGAGGCUCUGCCACUCCUGAUCUUCUCGGCGCCAAAGCUGGUAACGACAGAAAAGCUCCCGUUCCAUCGAAGGCAGGUGGGAAGGAGAAUCGAGAAGAUGGCCUCGCUCCCGACGCUGAUCCAGUUUUGCCUGCCGCAGGUACGCCACUGCCGGAAUUGAGCACAGAGGAGAGCACCAUCGCUUCCCAGGACGUCGAAAUGCCCGAUGUGGAUGUCACCAAGAAGGAAGAAAAGGUACCCACCAUCCUCGAACCCGAAGAAGAAAUCGAGAAGCUGCGUACAGGCGGCAGCAUGGUCCAGAACCACGCGCAACUGCACCUUGUGCGUAACUUGGAAAAGAUUCAGAUGGGCAAACACGUUAUCGAGCCCUGGUAUUUCUCACCCUAUCCACAAGAGUUCUCUGAUGUCGACCUCGUCUACAUUGAUGAGUUUUGCCUCUCUUACUUCGCCAGCAAGAAAGCCUUCGAGCGCCAUCGGACCAAGUGUGAGCUUCGACACCCGCCUGGCAACGAGAUCUACCGUGACGAUUACAUUUCUUUCUUCGAAGUCGAUGGCCGUCGCCAACGAACCUGGUGCCGAAACCUAUGUCUUCUGUCCAAGCUAUUCCUGGACCACAAAACUCUGUAUUACGAUGUCGACCCUUUCCUCUUCUAUUGCAUGGUCACCCGCGACGAGACUGGUUGCCACCUGAUCGGAUACUUCAGCAAAGAGAAAGAGUCCGCAGAGGGCUACAACGUCGCCUGCAUCCUGACUCUCCCGCAAUACCAACGCCAGGGCCUAGGCCGCCUGUUGAUCGCAUUCUCUUACGAGCUCUCCAAACGUGAAGGCAAGCUCGGCUCCCCCGAGAAGCCCCUCUCCGAUCUGGGUCUCCUCGGCUACCGGCAAUUCUGGAAAGAGACCUUGAUUGAGCUCCUCUCCGAUCCCUCGCGCCUGCCGCCACCGGGCUCGGCCACGCACACACCCGCCACGUCCAUCGCGGAGAUCGCGAGCUUGACAGCCAUGACGGAGAAGGACGUGCACGAGCAGCUUGAAGUGUUGAAGCUUCUGAGGUAUAACAAGGGUGCGUGGAUCAUCGUCAUGCGCGACGAGUUGCUCGAGUGGCAGGAGAAGAAGCGCGAGAAGGAGCAGGCCAAGGGUGGCAGGAAGACCAUCGAUGCGAGCAAGUUGAUGUGGAAGCCGCCGGUGUUUAGUGCGGCGAGUCGGACUUGGAAUUGGUGA